This is a messenger RNA of Pyrus x bretschneideri (Chinese white pear), 2802 nucleotides long. RefSeq names its product zinc finger protein VAR3, chloroplastic. Gene Ontology annotation, cellular component: cytoplasm. The coding region runs from base 73 to 2652 and encodes 859 amino acids. Lineage: Eukaryota; Viridiplantae; Streptophyta; Magnoliopsida; Rosales; Rosaceae. The transcript has 5 exons. Gene Ontology annotation, molecular function: mRNA binding. The record is from RefSeq and is a predicted model, not a curated record.
CCCCAACCCCAAGCAAGUAGGGUUUAUCAUCUCCCGCUCCACCGCGAAACUCCCAUGCUACGCCACUUCUAAAUGGGUGGCGCCGGCAACCGAUUCUUCUCCCUGCUCUCCACCACCACCACCCACCCUGUCCAGCGCUUCCCUUCUCUCCUCCUCCUUUCCCGCCACUCCAAACCCCCACUCUUCCCUUCGUCCUCCUUCUCUUUCCUUUCCCACCGCCACUCCCUCUCUUCCCGCCCCACCUCCUCCUCCGCCUCCCCUUUCCCUCCCAAUUCCUCUCACCAUUUCCAUUCCCAUUCCCACUUCCCCGUUUCCGCCGCCUACCCUUCUUAUGCCGAUUCCGCCCCCUUAAGACACUCGCACCCCUGGCCCGAGUGGUCCCACUUCCUCAACUCCCUCUCCGCUGCCGGCUACAACGGAACCAACGGCCAGGAUGAGUUCACCGCUGUGGUCCGGGAUUUGCCCGAGGAGUUCAUGCUUGCUGCGAAUGUUUGCUUGGCAUUCGCUAGGCAAAGAGCUGGCCUUUUGAGGUUGCUUUCGAGGCGGGAUUUAGAUGUUGUGGUGGAGAAUGGGACGCCAUUUCUGUUUCAGAAUGGCGAUGAUUCGGUGAGGCGAAUGAGAUUGUUUCUCGGCCAAGGCGAUACCAAUGCCUUGGACAUUGAUAAAGCACAAACGGUUGAUUUGAUGAGAUUUAUUUUGAGUUAUGCUAGUGCCCCUGUUUUAUCGUCAGACAGAAACAAUCUGUACAAUAGAGAAAUUGUUGAAUUAUCUGUUCGUACUCUGUUGGGUGAAAUGGCCAAGCUCUGCUUUAGCGCUCCAGAUUCGAACUUUAUUGGGGCAAUGCAGAGUCGAUCCCCUGAUAACUAUGGAGAAUCUGUUAGGCCUUUUGGAAAAACUAUUGAAAUGAAAAGAGGUGAUUGGAUUUGUCAGAGGUGUAAUUUCAUGAACUUUGCAAGAAACAUGAAAUGCCUGGAGUGCGAGGAGGCUCGGCCAAAGAGACAGCUGACUGGCAAUGAGUGGGAGUGCCCUCAAUGUGAUUUUUUCAACUAUGGUAGAAACAUGGUAUGUUUGAGGUGUGAUUGUAAGCGCCCUGGAGAGGUCUCACUUGGUUCCACCAAAAAUAGGUUAGAUAUGGGAUAUGAAAAUGUGGGUGAUAGAAAUAGGGCUGAAAUCGAUAGCAGGCUGGCCGCUAAUGAAGAGAAGGCACAGCGGUGGUUUAGUAAGAUUUCUCAGCUAGACAGCACUUCAGACAUGAGCAAUGCUGUAUCUGAUGAAGAUUUUCCUGAAAUAAUGCCACUGAGAAAAGGAGUAAACAGAUUUGUUGUAAGCACUAGGAAAACGCCAUUAGAGAGGAGGCUGGAAAAUGCUCAAUACCAAAGAAACGUGGAUAAUGAGGGCAAUUAUCAAGGCAAGGAUCUUCAAGCUGGGAGUGCGAAUAGGUCACUUGGUCGUACAGCCAACCGGACUUUAGAUGAAAUUCUUGGCCGUGCAUCUGUUCCUGAAUCAAAUAAUACAAGUACCAAUCCCAGACAAAAUGUUGGAACUGACGCUCCCUCUUCCAUGCAGAGCUCAGUUUCCUCAGAGUAUGGACAACCUAAUGGGGGCAAUUCCAAUUAUUCCCAAUUUGUGCCAUUACCCGAGGAUAAGUUUGCCAGGAAACCUGAGAAUUCAAGUGUGGAGGAGAGUGUGCAGCUGUCUGAGAAGCCUCCGGAACAGGCUGGGAGCAAGGAUGGCGAAGGAGAUCAAGCGGAAAAAUCUGAGAGAUGGUUUAAGAGGGUUGCAGAGUUGCACGAUGUUACUGAUCUUGCGAGCGCAAUUUCAGAUGAGGACUUUCCUGAAAUUAUGCCGAUGCGUAAAGGAGAGAAUCGAUUUGUUGUCAGCAAGAAGAAAGAUCGGUCUUUGACUACUCCGGCAUACAAGAGACGUUCAGCUACUGAACAAGCUGGCAAUGCCAAUUAUGUUCCCUUCGUACCCUUCCCACCCGACUAUUUUGCUAAAAAAAACAACCAGCAGACAGAAGAGACAGAUUUGACUAAUAAGACUGCUGAUGAAACAACUACAACUAUGAUCCCAGAUAACAACCCUUCAGACAAUAUGGUUGAUGCUAGAUCUGGGAAGCUGAAUGCUGAUCACGUUCAACAGAUGAAAAAUCAGCAAAGCAGUGUGCCAAUCUGGAACUCAGAAAGUUCGGGACAAAGUCAGCUCAAGGAUUCUGCCCGCAAUUUUGCUAAUUCUAGCCCAAACAGCACGGAUAGUUUGAACAGUGGAUCUUCAGGGAAAGAGAAUUCUAACCAGACAGCAAGUUCAACAUGGAAUCCACCGCAACAGUCCAAUGAUCAGAACAUUAGGCAGGGCUGGACCGGGAAAAGUUUGGAGGGGUCAGCAGUGAAGGAGCCAGAUCCUUUAGAUAUGUCAGAGGAGGCAAAGGCGGAGAGAUGGUUCAAGCGCGUUGCGCAGAUAAAAGACAUCUCAGAGCUGAGUCAGAUUCCUGAUGAAGAUUUCCCGUCAAUAAUGCCAAUGCGGAAAGGGGUGAAUAGGUUUGUUGUCAGCAAGCGGAAAACGCCGUUGGAGAGGAGGCUGACAUCUCCACAAUACAGAAAAAAUCUUCCUAUUGUAAGCUCUGAUCCAGCAAAGGAAAGAGAUGGUAACUGAGAAAUCACAAAAAGGACUUCCUCUUUGUUGUUUUGGAAGAUGAGAUAAUUGUUUAUUUCAUACUUUUGCAUAGUUGUAUUUUUCAUAGGUUGCCUUGGACAAAACUUUGGGUGCAUUCCAAACAGUGUAUAAAGGUAUACAUUUCCUCUA